This is a messenger RNA of Pygocentrus nattereri (red-bellied piranha), 3094 nucleotides long. It is a transcript of the gene sgo1, whose product is annotated as shugoshin 1. Lineage: Eukaryota; Metazoa; Chordata; Actinopteri; Characiformes; Serrasalmidae. The record is from RefSeq and is a predicted model, not a curated record. Gene Ontology annotation, cellular component: nucleus; chromosome, centromeric region. Gene Ontology annotation, biological process: meiotic chromosome segregation. The coding region runs from base 155 to 2122 and encodes 655 amino acids. The transcript has 10 exons.
GUAGUCGUGGGCCAAUCAGAGCUCGCGGCGCACAUUUCGAAUGUCAACGGAAAAGGAGGAAUCGCGUCAGAGGCGGCGCUCACGCUCCGAGAGACUUUGCGGGGAUUUAGCGGAAUUAUCGCCGUAAACCCGCAGAAGACGCGAGCGGUCCGCCAUGGUUCGGGAGCGGGUGGUCCAAAAGAAGUCGUUCCAGCAGAGUCUGGACGACAUCAAAGAGAAGAUGAAGGAAAAAAGAAACCAGAGGCUGGCAAGCGCUAGCACUGCGAGCCACGGGCUGUCAAAGCUGAAGAGCAAAAACGCAGCAGCGGUGAAGCCGUUUGUGCUGAAGACGGUGCAGGUGAACAACAAAGCCCUGGCCCUGGCUCUGCAGGCAGAGAGGGAGAAGGUACGGCAAGCGCAGGGGGUCAUUCUUCAGAUGAAGAGAGAGAGGCAGGCGCUUAUCUUUCACCUGCUGAUGCUGAAAAGAGCUCUGAGGGAAGCAGGCGCUGUGAGACAGAUGUCGUCUUCAGAGGAACCACAGUUAAUCCUUCCUGAGCCCACCAGCCCCCAGCCUGGGGCAAAAGCUGAAACUGUGCCUCAGGAAGAGGAGCUCGACCCGGCUGAUCCCCUCACAGGGACCGGUUCUUCAGAGCCCGAUGCAGUUCCUGGUGGACUUGGUGAUGGACAGGUUUCAUUACCAGUGACCAUAGGAACACGGCGUCGACGGGACGGUAGGAAACGAUCUGAGCGUCUGCGGAGGCGGAGCUCUCUGUUUGAUCCCGCCUCUAUGGGAGUUAUUGUUGCAGAAGAGGUGGAGCCACCACCCUCAGAUAUGACAGGGGGGCUUUGUGAUCAGGACCCUGAGCUCAACCUGGAGGCUAACGCAUUUGAGCGUGGACUUACCGAUGAAAACGCAUCAACGGCAGAACAGAAGUCACUUCCUGCCAACAUGACUGACGGUUCUCAGGCUGGGCUGGACUCCGUCCAGCACUCCACUCCCGAGCCGCUGCAGCGCAGCGUCUCCAGACAGACGAAGAAGAAACCGGCCCAGGCCGUGGCACGCUCCAAACCGGAGAGAGGCCGCAGGCCGGAUCGCAUCCCUCUGAAGAAGCCAUGGGAGAACUCCAAGCCACGAGCGCGCUCCAAAAGCCGGGACCGCUCCCACAACCGGGGCCAGACGGCCCCCCCGCCCUGCGACCGCCUCAACUCCUCUCUGGGUGGCAACGACACCUUCGACUUUGACUGCAAAGAGGCCAUCCACAUCACGCCCUUCAGAGCCGGCAGCAAGACCUCCGAGAACCAGACAGAAGAAGCCCUGCCCUCUCCUGUUGCCCCGCCCAGUCCUGUUGCUGUGGAGACAGAAUCCAGUCCCUCAGAGGAGGAGGCGGACGACAGCCUGUACGUUCCGGACAAGAAGUUCAGACGAGCUCGUAGCCCACCGCCCCGGCGAGCUCGCUCUAAGAGGAGGUCCGCUCAGAGAAGAGGGACAGAAAACGCACCCCUGAAGAACCGCACAGAGAUCAACAAAGCGUGUGCUGAACCCUCAGGCGAUGCCCUGCUGAUCCAUACAGGACUACACCUCCCACAGUCCCCUGAGACAGGCCUGCAUUUCCCAGAGUCCCCUGUAUGCCCCCCUCCUGAGAAUUCCAGCAAGUCAGCUUCAGGCCAAGAGAGUAAAGAAGCUCCUUUUUCUGGAACGGAGACGGUGUCUCCACUGCUGGUCACCCCAGCUGGAGAGGCAGGACUCAUGAUGGACGGUCCUUUCUUUGAGCUCACAAACUACCCGAGCCAGUCGGCUGAGGCGGAGAACAGCGUACCUGCUGUGAUGGAUAAAGUUAGAAGAAGAAAAGGUGGGCUGGUUGUUCGCUCCUGUCUGGGCUUGGCUUUGAGUGAUGUGACAAAUCUCUCCCCUGCAGCCUAUCAGAAGCCUGUGCCUGGCCGAGACUCCACCCCUGGCCCCGCCCGCAAGAGACGCUGCACUAGCGCCGUCAACUACAAGGAGCCGUCCAUUAGCUCGAAGCUUCGUCGUGGCGACAAGUUCACAGACACGCAGUUCCUGCGUUCUCCCAUCUUCAAGCAGAAGUCUCGGCGCUCGCUCAAAGCCCUGGAGAAGUAUAACGAGUCAUUUGUGGGCUGCCGCUGAACGUUUAGCCCACGUGGUUGGGUUUCGUUAGUCUCCUUCAGGCUUACUUUCACAGGGCAUUACAGUUUUGUUCUUCGAGCCGUGAAUGGCGAUAUAUUCAUGAUGUAAAUGUGUCGAAUUGUGUGGUUUUAACUUGUUUUUAAAAGGCAAACCAUGAGUAAUAAAGAUUGUCUUUGUGGAGUUUUGCCUGAUCUGCAGUCGCGAGGACCUUUAGCGAGUUGAGCAGUAGUGUUUUUAUAUUAACUCUCGAAGCGUCUCGGACACCUUUUAUAGCCAAUAGUGAAGGCAGAGUUUUCCAGGCUGGUUGAGGAACAGAUGCAGCACCUUCUGCUGUUCAGGAGGAAUUCGGAGCCUCUAACUGUUUAAGACAAAGGCACAUUGUUAAUGACGGAGGCUUAAAUAUGGGGUGUAAAGAGGAGAACCGGCUCUAUUCCUCUCUUUUCGUGGUUCUUCUGUUCUGAAAUAAAAUGCUAAAGCUCUGAAGGCAGAGAAGUGACCCACAGACGCUGUCAGCAACAAAACCAGCAACUGGGGCAAAAUAUGAGUAAAGAAAAUGUAGCUGAGUAGAGAAUCACUUUACAUACUUCAUGGUGGUUCUUCAAGGGUUCUUUAGUUUAAAAAAAAGGUUUAUGGAACCAUGAACUUUUUUUUACUAAAGAACCCCUUGGAGAACAGUCAUUGAGUGUGUACUCACUGAUGUGUUUGGGUGAAAGUGAUAUUGAUUGGAAAACACUGAGGGUGCAGGUCCACUGUUACACUGAAGUACAUGUACUUGAGUAUUUGUGAGUAUCUAGUUCCCACUGGUUUGCUAAUGGGCCUGUAAAACACAUGUAUAUUCUCUUAUAUGCAAUCUCGCUUAUUAUAGAGGUCAGACUCACUCAGACCUUUUAUCUGUGUCUUGUUGACUGCUUAUUACAGUCUGUUACUGUGACACCAUCUAGUGGUCAGACAUUAAACUGCUUCGUAGUUGAA